AUGGAUCCAGGACACUUCAGCAUGCCGCCCGGCACUGUCCGUCUGAUCAAUGAGGACGGGGAACUGCACAAAAGAGAUCUCAUCUUCCAGCCAGUUCCUACGAAGGACCCGAACGACCCUUUGAAUUGGACGCGUUCGAGGAAGCUGGUUAAUUUCGUGCCCAUCCUUGUCUACACAACCAUGAUGUUUACGAUGGCUGCGAUACCAGCCAUCUUCUGGGUGCUCUGGGUUCCCGAGUUUGACAGCAAUUAUAGCGAGAUGAACACAUCGCUAGCAAUUGCAUACGCUGGUACAAGUGUAGGAUGCGUCUUCUUCAUCCCCGUUGCUAUUAAAUACGGCCGAAGAUCUGUCUACAUCGUCUCCCUAACGGCGAUGCUUGUCUGCACCGUGUGGCAGGCUAAAAUGACAACUAUCGUGGAGCUUUAUGUGUCUUCCUUGAUACUCGGAAUGGCUAAUGCCACAAAUGAGACUAUCGUCCAGAUGACAGUGGCGGAUAUGUACUUCAUCCAUCAGCGAGGAACCGCCAACGGUGCCUACACGGCCAUGGUUAUGACUGGUAGCUUCCUCAGCCCCAUGAUUGCCGGUUACAUAGCUGCGGAUGCCGUCCUCUUCGUGUUCUUCUGCCUCUUCUUCGAGGAGACCAAAUACAUCCCACACAUCGAAGCAGAAGUACCACUCAGCCCCCGAAACUCCGGGGAGAAUCCUUCACAAAAGUCACCAGACACGAAGCCGGCUGUGGACGACUUGGCCUGUGUUUCAAACCCGCGGGACCAUUCCGAGCGCAUCGACAAGACGAUACCGCUUCUCACUUGGCGCCAACGACUGCGUCUGAUCACCAAGACUGACGAGUCACUCUGGAAUCUUACAUAUCUUCCUUUUUUUGUGGCCUUUCGGUUUCCACUUGUCCUGUACACUGGACUGCAAUACGCCGCCACUUUGUGCUGGAUCUCCGUUCAAGCCUCUGUCAUCUCCAUCGCAUAUGCACAGCCCCCAUACAACUUUGGGACCAUCGGCAUCGGUAACAUGAACGUCCCCAUCUACAUCGGUUGCAUCUUUGGGGCAGUCUAUGGCGGUUUGCUGUCGGACUGGUCUGUUAUUAGGCUCGCCCGUCGCAACCACGGCUACUAUGAGCCAGAGAUGCGACUUCACCUCCUUCAUGGAACGCACUGGAUAUUCCCGAGUAUAGGCAGCGCCAUCUUCGGCUUUGCAUGCGGCAGCAUCUUUGAUCUGGCAAUCACUGUGCUCAUCGACAGCUACCAAAUCACCGGCGAAGCUUUUGUAGCUGUUGCCUUUAUCCGCAAUGUCGUUAGCAUGGCUGUUUUCUUUGCCAUUAACCCCUGGAUCGAAGCCCAGGGCCUGCAAAACAUGUUCAUUGUGAUGGGAAUCUUGGCUAUUGUCAUUGGGUUUGCUCACGUUCCAGUCAUUAUCUGGGGAAAGCGUGGUCGGGAGAGAACGGCCUCUCGGUAUCUUAAGCUCGUGGAACUCAGGAAGCACUCCCGUGUCUAG
Molecule: messenger RNA, 1506 nt
Organism: Purpureocillium lilacinum
Lineage: Eukaryota; Fungi; Ascomycota; Sordariomycetes; Hypocreales; Ophiocordycipitaceae
Source: RefSeq, a predicted model, not a curated record